GGGGGAGGCACGGGCUGCUUUUCAUUGCGGUGCUGCGAAACAAUCGCACAUCUACCCUAAAAAGAGGAAGAAGAUUCUCCUCCGUGAGAGCUUUCCGCUAGAUAUAGAUCUAUGGUGUUCAAGGGAUACGCUCUAUCUCGCUCUCUUUCCCUGUCCUCUCUAUGGUUGACUGUGUAGGACUCUCUGGUUUACGUCUAUGGUACUGGAGCGUUUCCCGCCCGAAAAGAAAUUGGGAAGCGACGUCUUAGGUGAGCCAGAGAGAAGGAGGGUGGAGGCGGCUGCGCGGUGGGAGCAUCGGGAGUGGGGCGGAAAAGGAGAGGGCCGAAGAUUGAAAGGGGGUGGCAGUUAGUGGGAGCGAGAGGGCGAGAUGGGGGGCGGGGAGCGGGACCAGAGACCGCUAACGGGCGUGUUAACGGGGAAAGAAAGUGGGGGACGUCUCCUCUUGCAUAGGAGGAGAAGGAGGCUGGGCAGGGGGGACCUGGUGUGGUCCAGUUCCCAGAACUGUUUUCUGACUGCAUAGCACGCACACAGAAAUGGUCAAUGGAGGGGGGGAAAUGCCUACGGACACUUCCCUUUUUGUCCCUUCCACUUUUAAAAUCAUGUGCGCGCUGCUCAGUAGUGAUACUCGCAGCGAUGCAAUUAUGCACAAGGCAGAAAGCGAAUUUUAGAUUUCUUAAGUGCUUUGGUGGGGUGGGUUUUUGUGAGAGAGAAAAAGUCACAAAGUGCUUUUGCAUUUAAUGAAGUUGACGAAACUGGAAAGCUCUCUUUCUUGUCUCCUGCUUGUGUUAAAAGUAGAAGGUACGGCUGCCAAGUCGCAAUUUGCCUCUGUUUUAUAAUAUUGCCGUACACUUCCUGUUUUUGCCACAGUGUGAUCUUACAUUGGUUCUGGUGGAUGUGUUUUUGUUUUGGGGUUUUAUAGAUGAUAAAGAUAGAUGACUAGUUGCUUCCUUUACCCACCCACCCACUUCAUUUGCGAUAUUAUAUGCCAUAAAAAGGUAAAGGUACCCCUGCCCGUACGGGCCAGUCGUGUCCAACUCUAGGGUUGCGCGCUCAUCUCGCUCAAGAGGCCGGGAGCCAGCGCUGUCCGGAGACACUUCCGGGUCACGAAGCGGCAUCUGGAGAGCCAGCACCAGCACCGCACACAGAAACGCCGUUUACCUUCCCGCUAUAAAGCGGUACCUAUUUAUCUACUUGCACUUAGGGGUGCUUUCGAACUGCUAGGUGGGCAGGAGCUGGGACCGAACGACGGAGCUCACCCGCGCGGGAUUCGAACCCCGCCGCGGGUCAACCCGCCGGGAUCAACCGCCGACCUUGCGAUCAGCAAGUCCUAGGCACUGAGGUUUUACCCACAGCGCCACCCGCGUCCCCUAUUACAUGCCAUAGUGUUCUCUGAAUGUAGACCUGACAAACUAGUGUGUGGUGGACCUCCUCCUAACUCCACAUGUAAGAAUAACCAUCCACUUGUUCGACUUUCUUAGGGCUUGGAUAUUGAGAAAGGUAUAAAACAAAAGUUUAAACUUUGGUUUUAAAAGUUGGAAAAUUGAAUGUAGGUUCUGUUUGUUAAAGUUAAACUAAGCAUAUGACUGAAAAAGCUACCACUGACUUCACCUAUUCAGAUGUUGAGAGUGCACAUUCUGCUUUAAAGUACACAAAUUUGAUUGGCUUAUUACUAGGUGUAUGCAUUUGUAAUUUUCACAGAAUUUCUGCGCUUGAUAAUAAAACACAUAAAUUUAACAUGGGACUGAGGUACGCCUCAAAGUAUGAAGGGCGAGGGUCUGUAAACAGUGUCUCAGUUGGUUUUAUUCCCUGUCAUUCUGUAGGCGGCUUCUGUGAGUAUUCAGGAGCUCUGUAGAUUUGCCUCCACUUCCCAAGAUGUAUAUGUUGGUUGAAGACCACUCAGACUCUGUUCUUCAUUUGACGAGAUCACCUGGUAUCAGAUCUUGGUCUCUCCUUGUAGGUAAGUCUUCAGUUUUGUAUAAGCUGAUGCUCCCUUUUUAAAAAAUGAGUUAAAACAAACCUCUACUAAAACAAAUCCAAAUUAAAAGCUUGUUGGACAGCAAUAGUGUCUGGUGUGGUGACAUAGGUGGGACAUUGCUGCCCUCCUGGCUUCCAAACACAGUCUGUUCCCAGCACUUGCUGAAGGGGGAGGUGUCAGGAACCAGGUUCAGUGUGCCGGAGCAUAGUGGAGCCAAUCCGCCACCAACUAUUACUAGUUAGGCCAGUAAGCACUAGUGAUGUGCUCUGUUUGGAAGCCGGGAGAAUAGCAAUGCCCCUCCUUUGCCGCUGCACUGGCCACUACUGCUGGAGAGGACAUGUUACUUUUGCCUUUAUGGCCCCUUAUGUCAGGGAAAUCUGUGGUGAAUAUAGAGAGUGAGGCUUGGAUUUCAUGUGAUGGUAAGGAACUUUUAACAGGUGGGGUUAUAUUUUACAUAUUGAUUGGAAUAUUUCUUUGGUUGCAAGCCAAUAUUCCAUAAUGUAAAGGGGGUCUAAAGCUCAGUAACCUAAGGUUGUAUCCACCCAUCCUUUAUUCAGAGUAGAACCAAUGAGAAUUAAUGAUCAUGGCUAUCUCAGGCCCUUGGAUUCCAGUGGUUCUACCCUGAAGAAACGUUACUUGAAUACAACCCUAUUUUUCCGCCCACAGUAUUUUUCUGCUCCACUCCCAACAACAGUAAUUGCAAUUGAUUCUGGAAAUCCUCAGUAGCCAGUAAGAUAAUGCAGUUGUUGCAGAUGAAUGCAUUUGGUUUGCUAUUGGCAUCACACUAUAUUUCCAGCUGUCUUUCCAUGUUACACAUUAUAAUCUUUGAGAAAGUCCUCUAAGCCUAAUCAAGACAGAUUGCAAUGGUCUUCCAAAAGACCACAGGGUGAUCAGACAUAUAACAAGUUGUAAUACACAACUGGAAAAACUCUGAAGGCGUUCUGAAAGUUUCAUAUAACAGACUUAGAGUUAUUAGUGAUGUCACACAACUGGCCUAAUUUGAUAUCUGGCUCCUUAUUUGGAUUUCAAGUAAGAUUUUAUUCUCACUUGCCUAAAUGGAUCAUUGUUAUAGCGUUCAGUGGAAUAGUUAACUCAAAUGUAUUACUAUUAUUUUUUACGAAAAAUAACAUUGAAAUUUAAAAGGCCUGUCAGCACAUGCAUGAAACUUGUUUUUCUAAGAACAAAGUGUUAUAUUUAAGUAGCUGAAAGUAAAUUCUAAGUUCAUAUAUCUCCUUUCUCUUUCUAGGGAUCUCCUCUGUAGGUCUGGCUGCUGCUUACUAUAGUGAAGGUAAAGCUUAAUAAUUUUGCUAGAAGCUUAUAGUUGGAUCUUACUUAAUUAACCGAGGAAAACAAUGAAAACAGCUGAACAGUAAAAACCCAAGCAACAUGAUUAAACCCAGCAGUAGCUAAUAAAAAUAAUCGUAGUUAAAGAACAGUUUAUAUGUCAUAUUGGAAAAUAAAGUUGGUUAAAUAAAAUAUUUGCCUGGGGCUGAAAGGACAUCUACUUCAGUCCUGGGUGAACCUCAUGGGGAGGGCCUUCUGUCGGGAGACAGGAGGGGGCAGGAUCACAGCUGAAAAAGGCUCUCUCUUUGCACUUAGCUUCAGAGCACUCCAACAUUAAGGUUUUGAAAGCCUGUAAAAAACAGGAUCUUGCUUAAAAGGGGGAUAUCUGCAUUUGCUGCAAAGCUGUAACUGAUAGAAAGUUGAAUGCCUCUGCCUGGCACAGUGUGUGCAACGUACUGAAAUAAUUGCUUCGUUGCCGAACAGGUGACCUCUUUAGUUUACAAAAUGUGUUUGCUUUUACUGUUCUUGAGUUUAUUUAUCAAUCUGUUCCUAUGGAGGUGUCACAAAGCAAUUUACAAAAUAGUAAAAAUAUAUGUACAAAUAUACAUAUACAGCAACACUUAGAACAAAUGCAUAUAUACAACAAUUAAAAACAAUGCUAUACAGCCGUACCUUAGUUGUUGAACACAUUGGCACUCAUACGUCUUGGCUCCUGAACGAUAGAAACCCGGAAGCGAAUGAUCUGGUUUUCGAACAUUUUUUUGGAAGCCAAAUGUCUGAUGGGGCUUCUGUGGCUUCUGAUUGGCUGCAGGAGCUUCCUGCAGCCAAUCAGAAGCCACGCUUUGGUUUCCGAACGUUUUGGAAGUCGAAGGGACUUCCAGAACGGAUUCCAUUCAACUUCCAAGGUUCAGCUGUGGCUGCCACUACAGUCUACCAAACAGCAGAGCCACCCAUGUGGAGACGUGAAAUUUUACAGGCCUAACAACUGCACACGCAUAUUCAAUACAGAUACUAGCUGAGAUAAAGAGCUCAAUUUAGAAGGAUUGUUGAAAUAAGAUACUAGUUCUAAGGGUGGGUGUGGUUUAGAUGUUUGCAACUAAUUUGAAAUAUUUUCUGUUCAGACAGCUUGGGAUGGAAACUCUUUUAUCUUGCCGGCUGUCUCUUCGUAGCUGUGCAAAAUCUGGAGGAUUGGGAGGUAAGCAGUGUGCUAGGAAUAGGAGCCUUGGUUGCCUUAGCCAAAUGCUUGCUCGGAUUGCUUCUCCCAUAAUGCUUUGUUAAUGUUGCUUGUCAGUAUCCCAGAAAAGGGCCAAAGCAAGUUCUCAGUUAAUCUACCAGAGUAUAUGCCGUGAGAGAAAGCAAAAGCAUCUUAAGCCUUCCUGUGAAAAAUGUGAGAUUUGGUAGGUUUCACUUUGGGAGAAGGACCUGGGAAUGAGCUUAUUUGGUGUAAUCCAAUAAUGGGACAGCAGUGAACAUCUGUUAUUAUGUAUUUACUUAACUGCUACAAUAAUUGACGUUAAUGGUGGGAUACUUAUCCUUGCCCUUAUCUUUGCCUUUCAAAAAAGCAAUUAUUUUCCCACACUCCCACAGUUGAUUCUAUGCUGUGAUAUGGUGGUUGGUGUUUUUUUUUCCUGCAUAGGAAGCUAUAUUUCAAAAGGAUUCAGGGAAAGUUUUCCUAAAGACAUUCAACCUUUACAAGAAGCUGCUGACACUGUCAAGGGCAGGUCACGAACAAGGUAAAACCACAAAUGUAGCAGUAUGACACAUGUGUUGUGCAGCAACCAAAUAUAUACCGUUUUGAGUCCAGGACUGUGUGUACACUGUACUAAUGAAAAUCUGUUCGUUAUGGGGAAGGGUGAAGAGUUUAUCCUGGACAAUGAAGAAGCUAGCACCAGAAUGUUGGGAAUAUAAGCUCAGUGUCUCAUUCAGCUUCUGAAGCACAACCCUUUCAAGACAUUGUUGUGGAGUCAAUUUUUCAGUGUCACAGCACAUACAUAAUACUUUAGAACUACCUUUUAACGUUCGGCAGGUACCCUGAAUAGACCAUUUUAGACUUGUGAUAAAAAUGAUUUUAUUUCAGCAAGUCUAUCCAGAUUCAUAAUUGAGUUUUACACACUUUUUAAUAUUUGCUGCUUUUAACUUUGUAUCACUGAUGAGUGUUUUAUGUUUUAUGUACAUUGUUUAGAGGGUUUUUAAAUUAAUGGUUUAUAUAUAUAUUAUUCUGAACAAACAAUUUUUACUUCCAUAAGGGUUAAACGUUGGGUUUAUUGUUUUUAAUGGAUGUUGAGACUGAGGUUGUAAGAAAGAAACAUUCUGUGCCACUAAUUAUUGGUGAAGGAUUUGGAAAACCUAACUUUCCAUUGCCUCAGUUUCAUUUUCAUUUAGUUCUGUUGGUCCUUAAAAUAAUGAUAGGCAGUUGGCAGCAGCAUGAAAUGAAGGCUGGACUGUUUUUACUACUGUAAGUGUAGGAUAUGGGAGUGUAAUGUUUCAGAGAACACUGCAAGUGUUGCUUGGAAUCACAGUGCUAACAAUAAUAUGAUCCUUUGUCAAAUAGUGGUGGUUCCAUUGGAUGAAAUUCGGGCUGUGAAUGUGGAAGAGGAGAAAGUACGCUACUUUGGGAAGGGCUACCUAGUUGUCCUGAGAUUUGUCACUGGGUUUUCACACCCUUUGACGCAGAGUGCAGUGAUGGGCUGCAGAAGGUACCGUAUGAAUUUUCUCUUCUGCGAUGGUUCAGGAUUUGUGAGAAAGCAUCACUGAACCUUAGGCAGACAAUAUGACUUUCAAUAAUCUAGUUGACCUUGUGCCACUUACAGUUCUUGAGUUGUGGGAUGCGGGUGGUGCUGUGGUCUAAACCACUGAGCCUUUUGGGCUUGCUGAUCAGAAGGUUGGCGGUUCGAAUACCCAUGACGGGGUGAGCUCCCAUUGCUCUGUCCCAGCUGCUUCCAACCUAGCAGUUCGAAAGCACACCAGUGCAAGUAGAUAAAUAGGUACCGCUGUAGUGGGAAGGUAAACAGCAUUUCUGUGUGCCCUGGCUUCUGUCAUGGUGUUCUGUUGCGCCGGAAGUGGUUUAGUCAUGCUGGCCAUAUGACCUGGAAAGCUGUCUUUGGCCUGAAAGCGAGAUGAGCACCGCACCCCAUAGUCACCUCAACUGAACUUAACCGUCCAGGGGUCCUUUACUUUUACCUUUUCUUGAGUUGUAUAUGAUGGCCUCAGUUGCAGCUGGGGCAUGCAACUUCUUCUGCACCAAUUCCUCACUGUUGAAAUAUGCCACGAAGCUACUAACUUGUAUAUUUUGGUUGGUAUUUAACAAGCUGGGGUAUAUUUUCAUGAUUGUAGUACAUUCUAAUCUAAACUGCAGUUGAUGAAUAUGUUGCAUGCAUACUGUUCUGGCACCCUAGGUGUGGAUAACAUUGAAGUUGACAUGUAAAAAAAUAAAUUGAGACAGUUCUUCAAAAUCAGAGUUUAAAAAAGAAAACUGAGGCCCAGUGCUUAUCUAGUCCAGCGUCCCGUUCCCACAGUGGCCAACCAGAUGCUGAUGGGAAGCCUGCAAUAGCUCUUGAUAGCUUUAUCCUUCUUGAAUUUGUCCGAAUCCAUUUUAAACCCAUCCAGGUAGUGAAUUCCAUAGUUCAACUGUGCGCUGUUUGAACAAGUAUUUCCUUUUGUCCUAAAUCUUCUAACAUCAAAAAUAAUUUGGAUGUUUUAUUAUGUUGUCUUGUUACUGAACUUUGUAUACAACUACAAGGACAAGACUCUCUCUGAACAGAAGUUAUUCUAAGAGCUACCAUUGAAAGCACCAUACAUAUUAAAUGCCUUUUAAGCCUUGUGCAUCCACAGAGAGCUCCUUCGCUGCUCCCUUAGCAUGAUUUAAGAAACAAGGCAGGGUGUCUGUUAACUAAAACAUCCAAACUAGGGAAGCAUGCUUAUGGCUUCCAAACAAGGCAGGAUAAGAAGCCAUGCUUUAAUGUUGGCCUAAUUAUCCUGGCUUGUUUGAAAGCCAUUAAUCAUAAUUUGCUGGUUCAGACAUAACAGGGAAACUAACUGAGACUUUCCGGCUUGUUUGGUUGCUUGUGGAGUGAAGGGAGGAGUGAAGCAGCUGUGUGUGGGGGAACAAGGCAUGCUCAUGUCUUCGCUUACUAAGGGAGAUACGCUUGUCUGCAUGCAGCCACUAUGUGAUUAGAACACAAAAGCCUUGCACAUUUUGAGUACGCACCCCAGUCUGAGAGCUUAAUAAACACCAUCAGGACCAUCACCAGGGGAGUAAUGAAGCUAAUGGGGAACACAGUGUGAAUUGCCCUGGGCCCAGCAUCUCUCCUGCUCUGUGGUUGGGCCCGAGUGGAAGGGAUACAUAAGGAGUACUUUUAAUUUUGCUGCCUCCACAAGCCGGUGAUAUUUUGUAUAUUUUGUGCACUUUUGUGACCACCUCAAGUGGGCACAUGAAUUGCUAACUCUUGCUUGUGCCUUCUCAACAGUGAUGUAGAAGCUGUGGCCAAGCUCAUUACUGGCUUUCUGGAGCUGAACAAAGUUCCAGCAGACAAGUAUAUUGAGAACAGCAGUGAAACAGAUGUCAGUGAUGAAGAGGAACCCUUCUCAGAAAUCUACGGUAGCAGCAGUUUAGAGGGACCAGGAGAACCUGAUUUUUAAAGCUUUCCUUUCAUCCCCAGUGAAAUGAAUCUUUUAUUAGAAUUUCCUUACAUGUGGUUUUAGAGAAACAAAAAAAAAAAAAGCAAAACUAUUGGCCUGGUUUAGAUGAUCAUGAUCACCUAAGACAGCCUUGAAUUUGAGCACUUCCACUUUAUCUCGGUGUGCGAGAGAGGAGUGAAAGCUUUUGUUUUCAUGUUAGAACAAACCAAAGUUUUGAAUUGCAUUGGGAAUUGUGACCUGUUCUGAAACUAUGGUUUGAGCCGGAUUGUUGGUGUGUGUUUUUUUAAAGAACAAAGCACUGUUCAUAAAUAAUGUGGUUUUAAGUGUAAGCUUUCACUCUCCUCUUGUGUGUGAAGGAGAAGAGGGACAAGGGGAGCCCAAGGUACACCGGUUUGUUCCUGAUAAUUUAAACCAUGGUUUAGAUGAUAUCUCGAACCCAGACCUUUAUGUUGCCUUACACAUAUGUCUUCAGAAGACUUGUUAGCUCAUUGGUGAGAGACUAGUAUCUUCAUUUUUAUAUUUUGCCACAAGUUGGUGACAGCAGAUGAACUUUCUAUUACUGCUGUAGAAGUAUGGUUUUUAUGUGUGAACAUUUUUAAUUUUUUUUUUACUGUUCUUUAAAGGAAAUUUCCAGUGUAGUAAUAAGAUAUACAAACUCUGGAUUUUUUUAAUUUAAAAAACCCACACAACAAUGGAAGAGCUUUUUGCAUUUCGGGGCUGUAGGUACGAGUCCAGCCUUUCAAGAUGUUACUUUUUAAAAAACAUUGAAGACAGUAAGUUUUAUUUUUUAUUAUUAUAAAAAAAGUAUUAAGAUCUAUGUCAGGGUGGGGAUUCUGUGCCCCUCUGGAUCUUCCAGGACUCCAGGUCCAACGAACCUUUGCCAGCAAGGCCAUGCUGCCUGGGGCUGUUAGGAGCUGGGAGUCCAGGAACAUUCAGAGGGCUGCGGAUUCCCUGAUCUGCCAUUGUUUUUGAGUUUCCCCCCAAAAAAUAUAUACCUCAUUUUAUAAGAGCUUUUAAAUGUCUUGAUUUACAUGUAUCCUUUUGUUUUCCUGUUCAUGGUAGAUACUUUAUGAGCAGCUAAGGGUAGAAGAUUGUAAACGCUCGUCAUGCAGAAAUUUUACUUCUGAUCACUCCCGCUACUCUUAAGUGUUCUUCAGGUGUCAAUUGCAACAGUAAAACUGUUUUAUAAAGUGGCGUUUAAGCCUUUAUACAAUUUUUUGUAAAGCUCCCUGUACUGUUUGGAUAUCCAGUGUUAAUAUUUCUUAUUGGAUCCUUGAUUCUUAUGGAACUUUCUUCUUUUAUGUUUCCUUUUAACUAUAACAUGUAUAUGUAUAUUUGGCUUUUAAAUUAACAAAGUUUGUAAGAAGCUAAAAAAAAAGCUUCCUGCAGGUACUUGUACAUUUCACAUAGGGCAAAAUGAAUGGUGAAAAAGAAUGCAUCAUUUAAGUACACAAAGCUUGUAACUCUUAAGAUAAUACAUGUAAUUGUAAGUAUUCUAUAAAAUUUGAGAGGCUAUAUUCAGUUGUAUUGCAAUUUUCUCAUUACAGUAGAUAGAAGGAAUUUUAAUUUAAAUCAGAUUAUAAUGAGGUCAUGUUUCACUAUUAAGUGGUGUCUCCUCAAACACUUGAGAUUCAUGGUCUUUGGAUGAUCAUGGAGCCUCAGUUGCAUCUGGAAAUUAAGGUUGUAAUGGUAGUAUCUGGAGCAAGCAAUUCCACCACUUCCUGUCCUCAUCUCUCUGAUGGAGAUUCCAUACCUCCUUUUGGUUCAGACAUGGAACUGUUACGUGUCACAUGUCUGUUUACAUUCCAGCAGAGUUCGCUGGCAUAAGCGGAACUUCCACUGUAUUUUUUUCGCUUUUGACUCUCUCCGAUAGGACGGCAAAGAGAGACGACAUGUUUCUUUGUCCUGAUUUAUGUUUAAUAAACCCGUAGUUAUAGUAUGUAUCCACAGCCUCAAGCUUCUUCUGUUUGUGCAGUUUGCUCUGCUAAGUAAAGUGUGCCCAUGUUAGCAAACCUGGGUCACUGAUAUAUGUCGAAACCAGAGGUCGAGGGAUCUUCGCAGCAUGACAGCUAGAAGGAGACAGUCCAGUUGGGAGCUAGCCAGCUGGCUGUUCAACCCCCGAAUGCUGACACUCUCACCUGAAGGCUUUCCUACUACUAGGUACUCUGUGUAGGUAUGCGCUUCCUUCAGAAGAUGCUGCUGGAGACAACCCAAAGUCUGAGACUUUGAGUUCUGACAUUCCAGCCCUAGAAGUGCAGUUUUAAAUAAAUAAGCAAUCCAAUUUGAACUCCCAAGGACCACUCUCUCAUAGGAAGCCUUUUACUCUUCACCAUAUGCCUGUGUAGAAAUAGAGAAAUACAUAUGACAUUCCAGAGGGAACUGAUGUAUUUUACCAUGCCACCAACCAAAGCAGCAGCAAGCUUACAUGCAUUACCUUGGAGUAAAUUCCACUGAACUGAGUGGGGUUUCCUUCUGAUGAGAGGUGCAUAGGAUUGCAGUGCAAAUACCUCUGCUGAACUGUGUUUAAUGUUCUGGUUUGCAAUGUGCACUGUUUACGAUCUGAUCCAUUCUUCUUGAUUCUGUCGGCAAGCUUUAAACCAUUAAUUAGACCAAUGAAUGUUUUGGUAGCAUGUAAAAUAUUAAAUGUGAGGGAUUAGGUGUUUCAUUUGAUGAAAUCUGAGAUUGUUUCUUAGCAGCAAAAAGAUGCUUUUAUCUAGCUCCUGGCUACUUUUAGACAAGAGCUUAGAUGUCCUCUUGUGGUUUCACUCGUGUUCCCACCUUCUUACACUGGGUACCUGUGGAAUCAUUAGUUUAAGUGUGCAAAACAACCAUUCAGCAGCAGGGGCUGUGCAGAGCCAACACCAUCUGCAGCCCAGCUCUCAUGGCAGCAGCAGGUGUUGGGGCCAGAAUGAAGAAACGAAGAACAUUUGCUUCUGAUCUGCUUUGGGCAACUUAUUCCUGCUUCCUUCUUGAGAAAUCUGUUUGGGGGCAUAAUGAGGCUUCCCCAACAUACCAGUGGAGAUGUUCAAAGCAUACUAAUAAAUGGAUUGUGCAACUUUUUUAUUU
This is a messenger RNA of Podarcis lilfordi (Lilford's wall lizard), 10963 nucleotides long. NCBI's taxonomy places the organism in Eukaryota, Metazoa, Chordata, Lepidosauria, Squamata, Lacertidae. The record is from the annotation of a GenBank genome assembly.